Messenger RNA from Cavia porcellus (domestic guinea pig), 759 nucleotides. Its product is annotated as melanoma-associated antigen 10-like. The coding region runs from base 1 to 759 and encodes 252 amino acids. The transcript has a single exon. Gene Ontology annotation, cellular component: nucleus. NCBI's taxonomy places the organism in Eukaryota, Metazoa, Chordata, Mammalia, Rodentia, Caviidae. Gene Ontology annotation, biological process: negative regulation of transcription by RNA polymerase II. The record is from RefSeq and is a predicted model, not a curated record.
AUGGCCUCUGCUAAGGAAAACCGAUCCUGUGAGGGCAGCAGCAGGCAAGAAGAGGAUCUAUGCACCUCCCCGGAUGUGCUUGUCCUUCAGUUGCUGUGUCCCCUGUACCAAGACAAGAAGUUAACUGACCUGUUGCCUUUCCUGCUUUACAAGUACCAAAUUAAAGAACCUAUCACCAAAGGAGAAAUGGUGCACUAUGCAGACCUACGCUACUUCAGGCACUUCUCUCAAUUAUUCAAGGUGGUCAAUGAGUGCAUGUGUCUGGCCUUUGGCAUUGAAGUGAAAGAAGUAGAUCCCCCCAGCAGAAUAUAUGUCCUUAAGCCUGUCUUGGGCCUCACUUAUAAUGGGAUGCUGGGUGACAAUUACCAGAGCAUUUCCAAAAUGAACCUCCUGGUAGUCAUCCUCAUUGUCAUCUUCUUGAAGGGUAACUAUAUCAAUCAGAUAGAUUUAAGGGAAUUCCUGUUAACAAGGGAAAUGCUACCUCAAAGGAAGCGCUUUGCUAUUAGUAAACCCUGGGAAUUCAUCACCAAGGAACUGGUAGAGUUCCAAUACCUUGCAUGUCGGCAGGUGCCCAAUAGUGAUCCUGCUCAGUACGAGUUCCUGUGGGGUCCAAGGGCCCGUGCUGAAACCAGCAAGAUGAAAGUCCUAGAGCAUUUGGCGAAGGUUAAUAGGAGAGAUCCCAAGUCCUACACGAAUCUAUAUGAAGAGGCUUUGAGAGAGGAGCAAGAGGCCACCCGUUCAAGGGAUAGGAGCCAAUGA